This is a messenger RNA of Eutrema salsugineum, 1170 nucleotides long. RefSeq lists its product as uncharacterized. NCBI's taxonomy places the organism in Eukaryota, Viridiplantae, Streptophyta, Magnoliopsida, Brassicales, Brassicaceae. The transcript is spliced from 2 exons. The record is from RefSeq and is a predicted model, not a curated record. Bases 1 to 1170 code for a protein of 389 amino acids.
AUGAAGCAUGAUAGCUUGGCACGAAAAGGAAAUCAACGCGGCAGUGCACGAAGAGCCGCUCUAAAUGGUGGCAGUAUCGAAGACGAAGUCGACGAGCCGCGAAAAAACAACCAGAUGAAGGAGAUGAACGAGCUCCGAGCUACUAUAGCUCGGACAGCCGCCAAAAUGAAGGUAGUCCGAUCCCAAGUCCAUCGUGCAAUCAGUUCGGCACUGGAGAUAGAUCGGACAACCGACCCGAAGGAACAUAUCCCAGCUUUUCAGAUCGGAAUGGGACGAGCCUUCUCGAGAAACACCCCCAAUCUCAGCGAAGCCGAAAGAGAUGCUGGUUUCUGCCUCCUUUUUGUCGAACACCUGAAAAGCGCAGCAUUGGAAUGGUUCUCGAGGCUUGAGCGCAACUCCAUUAAUAAUUUUCAGCAGCUGUCUGCCGUUUUUCUGAAACAAUACUCCAUGUUCAUGGACCGAGGAACCUCUGAUGCCGAUCUAUGGACUUUGUCUCAAGGAUCAAACGAGCCAUUGAGAGCUUACAUGGCUUGGUUUAAAGCAGUGGUGUUGAAGGUUGAAGGAAUGAGCGACAAGGCAGCUCUCGAAGCCUUGAAAAGAUCGCUGUGGUAUAAGUCCGAGUUCCGGAGAGAAAUGGCGUUGAACACGCCGCUCACUUUCCAAGAUGCUCUACAUCGCUCUGCCGACUUUGUCAUGAAUGAAGAAGAGAUGAAGAACCUAGACGAGCAGUACGAGUCGACAAAAGCGGUGAUCCGAAAUUCUCUGACGACGCGUCAAAGGAAUGUGAGAAGCAAUGACUAUGUGCACCACGAAGGGCCGAGACUACAAGGAGCCCACAAUUAUCAAGUGGGAGCAGGACGAGGCAAAGGACCAUGGAAUACUUGGACUUGGAACCCCCAAACUUAUGACGAAAAAGCAUUCUGCAAACACCACCACUUCUACGGGCACUCAACAGCAAACUGUCGGUUCUUGGCAGCCAGACUCGCCGCAAAGCGCAUAACAGGAGAGCCCGAAGAAACCGCAGCUGCCAAGGAGCCCGAAGACAAGAAGCAAGAAGGUGACGAAGUUAACCCCCGGAACAGAGAGCAAGGAAACCGAGGCAAAGCCCAAAAGCAAGGAAGGAGGAAUAACGAGGAUCCGCGAGAUGGCCCAGAAGAAGGAUCAAUAUGA